Molecule: messenger RNA, 7482 nt
Organism: Seminavis robusta
Lineage: Eukaryota; Bacillariophyta; Bacillariophyceae; Naviculales; Naviculaceae
Source: the annotation of a GenBank genome assembly
UGUAGUUCCUUGACAAGCGGAGGUGGUGGAAAGGUAGGCCUGAAGGAGUUGUAGUGGUCUGAACGAGCCACUUGUUUCACUGUAUUACCGGUAGGCAAGGUUGGGAGUGCAUUUUCACCUCCAACUGACCAGCACAAACUCGAGGUACUUUUUCGUUUUAGAACACUUUGUUUCAUGUGGUUACGUAGUUUCUCGUCAACAAUCGCGAAGAGGCCCUCGAAACAUUAUUUGAUAUCGUCUACAAGAAUCAGACCGUGGUUGUUGUAUUCUGUAUGACCGUACCGUAGUAGUGCAGAGACAUCAGCGGUGACGACAGGACGAGUGAGCAUCGUGCAGGCAACGGGACUCUUAGUGCAGCUGUCUGCGCCAGUUCUCAACACGGAGGCGUCAACGAACGAUACAGGCACCGUGCCGAGUCCAGCCAUGACGGCCAUGACACCCCCCUCAGUUGCCUCUGCUUGGCCUUGACCAUGAAGAACACAAAAACUCAGCGCUUGGACGGAAAGUGGUUGCAGAAUAGAGGGGUUCCCUCGCAAUGUUCAGAGGAAAGAAACGAUUGCCGUGGAAGGGAGGAAACGGAGUGAGGAGGGAUCCUUCGCAAAAGUUUGGGGAUGACAAAGAUCUGAGCAGUGGAGUCUUGGCGAAGCUAUGACGGCGAGCGAGUCCGCGGUGCUUCCGAGUUUUCUGUAACUGCCAUCUGAUUACACUGAUCGCGUAGUUCACUGGAACCGUCGCUCCAAGUGAUAGCUCCGUUUGUGCUGGUGCAGAGUCAAGCUCCUUGCGCUCCAGCACCAAGCAACAUGCUAUCCAACAAGAAACAGGUUGACACGACUUCUUGCUUCAAAUUACUGGUACCGUAUGCAUACAGUGUAGUGUUCCCCUGAUUGGGUGCACCUCUUCCGAGCGUGAGUCGAGUCGAGUCGAGUCACUCGAAGGCAGCUAAGUGGUGUACGGGUACCGGUAGCGAUCGACUCAACCGUAAUACGGGAGGUGCGCAGCCGUCCCUGUGUGUGCUGGUGCCAGUGGUACGAGGUACGAGAGUUGCACAUACGUACGGUUGAUGUCUCGCCUUUGGCGGUGGUCACUGUGACUUUUCUGUAGCUACCAGUAGAGCCAGAAAGUGUUGCAUGUAGAGACGGUCAUGGUUUAGUUAGUCCACGAUGGCUACAAGCUAGCAAGUGCAGCACAACAUUGGUCCACAACCAUCCAUGCAGACGGAUUGAUCCUACCGGUACAGAAGGACUUGGCUGAUAGAGAUCGUUCGGACCCUCAAUGUACCGGUACGGGAAAAGUUCAGUGCAGGUACUGUAUGCAUAGAUCGAGCUGCAUACGACGGUCAUGGGUGCAACCGUGGCGGCUACGCAAAAGUAAGUCAGCAUGAGCCAACCAUCUACACCUGGAAGCAGGAAGCUGUGAAGGCAUGCUUCCGCCCUGAGCUUGGCUCCGGUAACUGUAUCAUAGAAGUCGGUCCCACAUCCGGAAAAAGGCACUUUGCUUUAAUAAAAUCAAAAGGCAUUGAAAACAGCUUUAUCCAUAAAUCCGAGUUUGUCUCAAAGACCAGCUGUUUUGGCUAGCCAUGUCGUUCUCAGAUGCUUUGAAAACAUGUUCUCGCAAAAUCUCUAAAUAGAGCUAAUUGGAACGCCGUCAACGGCAAAACUGCCAUUGUGACAUUAGUUUUCUUCAUUUCUUAAUAAAAGAAUAAUUUAGAGGAUGGUGUGAGAUUAGAGAACUGUCGGUUCAUUCGACCUAUUUGGUGGUUCACUCGACCUAUUUGGUGGGAUCGUCCACGGGGUAAAAUUCUACUUUAGUCGAAAGGGCAGCAGCGGAAUGGUGAAACAUGAAAGCUGGAUGAAGACGGGAACGCCCGAACAUGUACCGGUAGCUGGAGGUGGUGACGAAGCGACCACCAGGACAGUGGGAAUUGUAUUUCCUGUUUUUUCUCAGGACCACCAUAACAGCGUUGUCGCAGUCGACACUGGUGGUUGUGCUGCUGUAACCCAACAAAGCAAUUUGACUGGACUGCUUUCUCACAAUCCCAAAAGUGGAAACAACGACCAUAACGCACCACCCAGCAACAGUCGCAGUCAAAGUAGUAAGAGCUACUCUCUAGUAGACAGCAGUGGCAAUCGCGCAACCACGCCUGAGCCUACCUUGAAUCGAGAGUCUUCCUCUUGCUCUGCUUUGACCAGCAGCACCACAGAAGUUUCCUGCGUUCGUAGUGGUUACGACUUGCCAGUGGGAUUUGAAGUAUCGCUGGAGUUUCAUAAAGAAGUUUCCUCCUUGUUCUCGUCGCAAUCGUCUUCUCUACUAGUAGCUGAAGACCCAGACGAAGCAACCACAAGAAAAAGAACCAGCAAGGCUGGAUCCAACAAGACGACGUGCUCUUCGCAAUCCAAGACCCAAACCAGCCACACCAACAACAACCACAACAGAAUGGACACCAGCCGUCGAAGCACUCGAAGCACUCGGGAAGAUCCCAGCGGGAGAUCCCUCUUUUACGACGAGUUCUCAAUACGGCAAGAGACACAACAGACCAUCAAUCGAUCAGAGUCCAUGCAGCCGUUACAACAACAACAACAACAACAAGCAUCCGGCGGUCGACAAACACCGCCUUCCUCCUCCUCGUCAAAAGACGACAGCAUUCUGAAAUGCGCAGUCGACAAAUGGACCAAGUGUACGCAAUGGCUUCACUAUGCCAUUUGUCAAUUCGUCUUGGCCGUCAGUCUUCGAGCGGCGCGAAAUCCGAGGUCCUGUAUAGCGAUCGUCCUGUGCGUCAGCUUGGGUGUGAUUGCGACAGGUUUCUUCACCAAUUUCUAUGUGGAAGCCAAUGAAGAAGCCAUGUUUGCUCCCACAGAUGCCCUCUCUCGGCAACAUGGUCGCUACGUCAGCAAUGUAGAUGGAUUCCCCGAGGGAGAACGCGGCAUUGCCGUCACAAUUCACCGCAAUGGCGACAAUGUUGUCGGAUAUGAAGUCGUCAAUCGGGCCUUUAUGGCAGUCGAUUUCAUCCGGUCCUUGCCGGAAGUACAGGACCUUUGUUCCUACAGCCCCAAAACAAACGACCUUGGAGCGCCAUACUGUCAGAGCCAUGGACUCAUGAGCUUUUGGAACGAAAAUAGCACACUAUUUCGACAAGAGACUCAAGGAUCGGACCAAGUCGUUAUAGAAACCAUCUCCAAGAAUGUUACGUCAGAGGGAACACCCUUUUUUCAUGAUUUCUUCAUGGGCAGGAGCCAACGAGACCCAAAAUCGGGCUUGAUCUUCGAGGCCAAAAUGAUCGUUCUCUACGUUGGUUUACCCGAUGUCAAACUCGAGGAGGAGGACGUGUUUGGCCAAGUCACAGAGGUGUCGCUCACCCCGAAAGUCGAAUCCGCCGUGAUUGAUGCGCUACGAGAGCUACGAAAAGAAUGGGCCGACGAACCAGGAAAUGUCUACAAACUCGAAUUCCUCACGAUGCGCUCCCUGGGCGACGAGCUCGUGAGAGCCAUUGCCGACGAUAUUCCGUUGAUCCCAUUAGUCUUUUUCAUCAUGACUGGCUUUACGUGCUUUGUCUUUUACCGAAACGACCCCGUAAAGUCCAGGUCCAUGGUCGGAAUUGGAUCCGUGGUGACCAUUCUCAUGUCCAUCAUGACGGGAUUUGGAAUGUGCUUUGCCAUUGGAGUUCCAUUUACCAGCAUGACACAGAUUCUGCCCUUUGUCAUAUUUGGUGUCGGGCUCGACGAUACCUUUAUCAUCACGGGGGCCUACUUCCGAACCAACCCCAACAAGGAAACAGUGGAGCGAAUCCGUGAAACAAUGGAAGAAGUCGGCAACUCCAUUUCUUUGACAACUAUCACAACCACCGUCGCUUUCUUGAUGGGCCUCAUCUCCACCAUCCCCUCCAUUCAAUGGCUUUGUAUCUAUGCAGCUCCAACCAUCUUUAUUGAUUAUGUUUAUCAAAUUACGUUCUUUGUCGCCAUCUUGGUGCUUGAUGAAGAACGCAUCAAGGCCAACCGCAGAGACUGCUGUAUAUGUUUCACAGUUUCCUCCCCGUCCUCUGCCAAGCCGAGUGAUUCCGAUUCUUCUGAGUCGGAUAGCAGCAAGAGACCACUCCAAAACGGCAACCCCCAAGAACACAGCAAGAAAGCUUCUUCUGCUCUGAGCGGCCCUCCAUCAUCAUCGGGUCGAUCGAGAGUCAUGACUGAAGACGAUGAUUCUGACGAUCCUUCUGCCAUUCGACUGCGGCAAAAUGAGCUAGCAUCACAAGAUGAAUCUUCCCCUGCUUCAGGAGUUCCCAUGGAAGACAGACAUUGGGCUGACAGAUUCAUGGACUGGUAUGCUGAUAAACUUAUGCAUCCGUGCGCCAAAGUCUUUGUUCUGAUCGGCUUUACAGCUUUCUUGGGUGCCUGUAUCUACAGUUCUACCCAGCUGGUUCAAUCCUUUCGAGCCUCUGAUUUUUUGCCAACCGACUCUUACGCUUUGGCCUACGUGAAUGCACUGUCUGCGUACACUGUUUCCACUUUUCGAAUACCGGUUUACUUUCGUUAUGUCGAUCAGAGCGAUCCACAAAUCCAGGAGCAAAUGCAAAAGUACGUUGACGAGGUGACAAGGCUUCAACAUUUCCAAAAGGAACCCGAGGCCUGUUGGUUCCGAGACUUCAAAGAUGUCGCUGACGGCAAUCAUGAAGCUUUUGCGAACUACUCGUUCAUUUUCGAGAACAAUUGGACCUUCUAUGAGCGGUUUGAUGUUCUCAUGUCCAUUCCGGAGGUUUACGAUAUUUAUGGCGGUGACAUCGCGCUUAACCCUGAUGGUACCAUUGAAACCUCGCGAUGCUGGUUUUCGCUCCAGGACUUGAACGUGGAAGUCGUAAGGGAGCAAGUCCAAGUCCUGGCAGAUCUGCACAGAGUGUCAAUGAACCAAACAGUGAACCAAGGUCGAGAAGACGACAUGCCAUUCUUCGCAUUUGAAUCCAUUUUCUUUUUAUGGGACUUCUACACGGUUGUCGUGGCUGAAUUACAGUUCACUACGAUAUCGGGUGUGAUCGCCAUCACUGCGAUUGGCUUCUUGUUGAUCCCGCAUUGGUCUGCCACAAUGUUUGUGACACCAUUGAUCAUGGUGUUAUACGUGGACCUCCUUGGAACCAUUCAAUUCGCGGGGUUGGCCAUCAAUCCCUUGACAUAUGUCUGUCUGGUCAUUUCAAUUGGGCUCCUAGUUGACUUCCUCAUGCACAUUAUUCUUCGCUACUAUGAGUCGGCCGAGACGACAAGAGAAGCGAAAGUCAAAGACACUUUGCGCACCAUGGGAGCGUCGAUUCUUGUCGGUGGAUUGUCGACUUGUCUUGGCGUUGUCCCCUUGGCAUUCAGCAGCAGUGGGAUUCUCAAGACUGUGUUUAUCUCCUUUAUCGCCAUGGUAACGCUUGGCAUUGGUCAUGGCCUGAUUCUGUUGCCUGUUCUCUUGUCCUAUUGGGGUCCUACUGUGUGUGUUCGAAUGAACCAGCAAGAUCUCGAAAGGGAGCUGCACAUCGACGAGCACGCCGCCCACGGUGGCAACCAACAGCGGGACAUCAUGGCCACAUCUGACAGAAUUGACGAAGAGGCUGAUGCGGAUGUUCCACCCAGUGUUGCUGCUUCACGAGGCCCUGUAGGGUCGGUGACGGUAAACCGAGCUUGCCAGUCAUUCGACAGUACGUCCACCCUGGAGAAGCCCGGCACAAUUCCUCUUUUCACAAGAACAGGUCACGAUUCUGGAAACACCUCCUAUUUUUCAGCCAUUGAAGAUGUGGACGUUGACGAUAUCGACGACGAUGGAGCGCCAUCGAACCCUGUGAGCUCUGUUUUCCGCCACACCGGCGAAGAUCGUGAAAGCCGUCUUGGAGGGAUGGAUUUGAUCGAGCCGUCGGAUUCAAUUUCGGUGUAAUGGAGAUAUCACUCGCGAUGAUAAAUAAUGUCGGCGUUGCUCGUCGUGUAAAUUAGAGGCACUGCCCGUUUGUUCGCUGUGCUUGCGAAAAGGAAACUUUGCCAUGUAGCCAUGUAUGAUGUGCAUUGGUACCAGGUAGCCAAUAAUACGGUUGUGCGUGUAUCAUAAGAACGAUAAUGGAUGAUUCACAAUCGAGUGCACUGGAUACACGCAGGAAAUCGUUUCAGGUGAGGCCUCUGGCGUAUCUUGGUGUUGCUCGUGCUGUUGUCGGAGACACCACGAGCAACCACGCACACAAAAGGUAAAGCUAAGGAAAACUUGCUUAAGCAUGAGGCUGCGCAGUGCCUUGGGGUGGAGCAAUAUAACUGAUAAGCACAUCAACGGGAACCUCUGCUCCCUUAGGCACCCAAAUACCAGGUACGGUACAUUUUUUGAAAUACAGGAAGACAUCAACGCAGUUAUAGAUGCCCGCCAUAAUAGAAUCCAAGCAGAAUGACGCCUCUCCAUGCACGUCGGAGAUGAUUGCAACAAUGCAUAGCUCGAGUAAGCUACAAGUCCACACACCCAUAAUCCACCUCCACUCUCGGUUUAUGGACUGUCAAUUAAUCAAUGUACUGCUUUUACUACCGUAGUAUAUAUGGACCUUUUGUCGUCAGUGCUGUUUCCCGCCCGGAACACAGAUUUUCAAUCCAAAAUCAGGCAUCUCCCUUACUUUUUGUCCCCCGCCUCCGCUGCAGCCCGCUCCUCUUUGCUUUCCGAUUCACAUUCCAAAGCCAUGAGUACAACAUCCUCCACCAACUUUGAGUCCUUGCACUUUUCUUGGAUGGUUCCCACAAUUUGUGCCAGAGUCUUUUGAUAAGCCAAUCGCGCCUCGGCUUCACUGAGAUAGUAGGAUUGGCGAGUCUUCAAGUCUUCUUUGAGCUUUUCCAAUUGCUGUUUGAACUCUUCCACAUUUCGAAUCAGGUCCGCAUUGGUGACAUUGAGUUGUUUGGCAUGAUCAUUCAAAGCAGUGAAGGAAGCACUGGCAGAUGCAUUGGCCCCCAUUAGCUUUUGAUUGUUGUCUUUGAGCCCCUUGAAAUCCUUUCGCAUUCCCUCAUUUUGCCCCUUGAGUUUGGCCAGUUCCUUGCGGAGAUAUUCAAUAAUUUUGGUACUUUCGUCGAUUAAAUUCUGUUGCUGUGCUGACUUUUUCUGCCGUUCCUUGUCGUUCUUGUAUUCUUCUCGUAACUUUUGUUUGUACGCUUCGAUCUCUGCUUCCGCUGCUUCUCUGGCCGCUUCCACUUCCUUCAUGCGGUUCAGCUCCGCUUCGCGAACUUCUUCUUCCAGUUCAUUCAGCUUUUGCUCAAGCUUGGGUGGGGUCCUCAUGGUGGCACUCUUUUAAAAAGGAGAUUCCUUGCUUGGUUCUCAAGGAAGAAGUGAAGGGUUCAUUGACCGACUUGUCCAUCAACAAGUCAUCGCGUGAGUCUUUUGGCUUCUGUUUUCUGUUUCGUGGCGACCGGUACCGGUACAAGAUCGAUUCGAUUAAAUCGAAUUAUUUCAGCUUCUACCAAUCGAAUAAUUUCGAAUACUAACGUCAGUGCCUCCAAGGUGCCA